AUGUUAGGAGUGCUGCGGAUAGCUCGUAAUUUGUCGACAAAGCCAGAGCGUCCUUUGUUUCGGCUAAACAAGAGUAAUCCAUUCGUUGCAAUUCCUCAAACAUGGGUCACGAAAUUGAGCGACGUUAUAACAGAACAAUCUGAGAUCUUGGAAUUGCACCCUGGUAUGUUUUGUGUUUUAUUAUUAUUCUGGAUGUUUAGAUGUGUUCCGCGUGAACCCACGGCUGGAUCUUAUUCACAGAAACGUGGUCUGGCAAGCAAAUUAUAAAAAUCUUCAAUUGACUAAACAACUUUCCAAGGCAGAGAUGCCGGGAGGUGGCCGGAAACCGUGGCCUCAAAAAAGAAUGGGAAGGCAUCAUGCAGGCUCCAUAAGGUCGCCUCAUUUCAUUAGAGGUGGCUUUGCUCACGGAGUUAGAGGUCCGAGAACUUGGUUCUAUAUGUUACCUGACUCCUGCAGAAUUCAUGGUCUCACAUCUGCGUUGACUGUUAAGCAUCAACAGGACGACCUAGUUGUGGUGGAAAAUUUUGAGGAUAUUCCAAACUCCGAUCCCCAAGUAAGUUAGUUGUAUUAGCAGUCUGGUUUUAUGUAUUAAUUGCUGGCCAGGUAGUUUUUUGUUAUCGAAAAUACUUAUUGGUGUUGAUUUCGUUGUUUUUAGUUUCUUCAUGACUUGGCAGAAGAAAGGAAUUGGGGAUAUUCGGUUCUAUUCGUGGCUGAAGAUUUUGAGACGUCUUCCAAUCUGUUGGACGCUGUUGAACGCAUCCCCAGCUUUAAUGUGAUGUCAUAUUUUGGCAUCAGUCCUUAUUCAUUGUUGAAAUAUGAAACCGUUGUGUUCACGAAGGAAGCGAUUCUGAGGUUGGAAGAUGCCGUUUUGAAAAGGUUGCAUUGUCCAGAGAGCCUAAAUACGUCGUAUGAGUAUAUAAAACUUAAGAAGACGUUGUUGGACGAAUCUAUUUAUGAGGAGGAUUCCAAGUAUUCACCAUUCGUCUAGAUUUAUAUCUUUUAGGAAGUUGUUGUUGUUGAAUAAAGGUUUCUUUUUUGCAUAUUGCGAUUUACUCUAUGUUGUGCGGUCGCUGUUUAUAUUUAACGUGUUUUUUUCGCUUUAUUUGCAAUAUUUCUAUAUCUGAUUUUAGAACUAUGGGUAAUAUUCUCAGGCGGCAUCGUAACCCAGUAGAUGAGUUGGACCAGAUUGUAAAGAACUUGCAAUCAUAUCAGAAACGAUUGCAAAGUCUACGAAGAGGCCGCUACAAUGCAAUGUGGUACUUCACCGCCGUUCUUUUUUUCUCAGUCACGGUAUACUCUGCAGUGAGUUGUCUCGAAGCCGGUGAUUCGAAGUCCAUGUACCAGAGGAUUGGUUUGGCAUGGUUCACCGGCAUUCUGGUGUUCAUUACGUUUAGAUUCAUAUCUGGUCGAUGCUUUGACUUCCUUUUGAACAGAAAUGAGAGGAAUAUCGAGACGUUGAAUACAAGAAGAACAGCUAUUUUGGAAAAUGUUAAAGAAAAUGAGAAGUUCAAAGUCGCGAAGGAUAUCAUCGAAAAAUACGGUUCAGAACAGGAUUUGGCCGAAAUUGGGGUUAAGAGAGGUAAAAUAGUCUGAAAAUUUUUUUGUUGACAAUUUGUUUUUUCCCUACUUGUUAUUUUUCAGAGUCUCCUCCAAGAUUGAACGAAUCCAGACUUAUAAAUUCAGAACAGGCUACCGUAAAGCAGCCGAUUUCCGCUAAACCAGCAGAGCCAGAGAAUCUUCUAGAAUUCGCUCGUCCAUUAACCCCAGAGAUACCACAGGCAGGAUCUAGUACGGACGUGGUGUUGCGAACUCCAUCGAUACCUAUGAACAGGGCAAUUGGACUGAGAACACCCAUGCAAAGACAACCGAUUCGACCAUUUGUUCAGGUCAGCCGAACUCCCAUCGACAAGAUCAUUGAUUAUAUUAUUGGCGAUGGACCAUCGAACCGGUAGGUGGUUGAAAAGUCUUCUUUGACAUGGCUUUAGUUUUGCCUUGAUAUGUAAACAAUGCCAUGCUCAUAAUGGAAUGGCCCUUAGAGAAGAGUUUGAUGGUAUUUCAUUUGUUUGUUACAAUUGCGCGUUUUACAAUCCGGCCAGGAAUGCACAGCCGUUGCGUACUCCUCGAAGAUUAAAAAUUCCGGCGAUUGAAGAGAGCAAGCCCUUUAUUAGGACGGCCACCAAUACGGACUCCUCGGUAACAAACAUUUCUGAUUUUUUUUUAUUUCUAAUCUUCAUUUUUCAGGACAAUGAUGACGCCGAAUCAAGCGCCGGGCAACCUUGGGUUGCGGAAACGGAAUCGCCUGAGGACGUCGAAAAGCCCAUCCAAUCUUAG
Molecule: messenger RNA, 2331 nt
Organism: Bursaphelenchus xylophilus (pine wood nematode)
Lineage: Eukaryota; Metazoa; Nematoda; Chromadorea; Rhabditida; Aphelenchoididae
Source: the annotation of a GenBank genome assembly